Ectocarpus sp. CCAP 1310/34 is the source of this 1516-nucleotide messenger RNA. NCBI's taxonomy places the organism in Eukaryota, Phaeophyceae, Ectocarpales, Ectocarpaceae. The record is from the annotation of a GenBank genome assembly.
UCACGUGCCACCCUCCUCCUUCCUCCCCCCACCGUCGGGCGUCGCACCUCUUUCUGCCUCUCUUCAAUUCUCUCCAUCUACCACUUCCCAAAGGUUUCUCGUCGUUGUGUGUAGCACGAAGCGUACGCAGAACAGGAGUGCGUACUUGCGGGCGCUGUCUAGUUUAUCAGCAGCGGGGUAUAUAUGUUCUCCAGACAACCCUUCCUAUCGCAACGGACGAAAUCUACAUGCCGACAGCAGCAGCAGUGGACUGCAAAAUCCCAGCGUCCUGGCUUGGGGUUCGUCAUAGGUGCCGUGUGCCUCCUUGUGCUUGUUGGUGCCAGCACUGGUGAGUCUCUACUGCUGUCGAUGGCUGGAUCACCUUACCCCAGAGGAUGCACAACUGCGUGCGCAGCGGGCGCGGCGGCGUCGCCGACGAGAAAAGGUGGCGCGCCACUCAACGGGCUGGGCAACGAAGUGGCUCAGGAUGACGCUACACCCCUCGCCCCCCCAUUAUUAGAAUUGAUCACGCCAGACGGCUGUGCGUCGUCGUCGUUCUCCGAAACGUCAUCUCUCGUAAAAAAUAUCCAGAAGGCCGUGGCAGGUGGUGUCUCCCUGGUGCAGCUUCGAGACUACAAAUCAGGCGCCAAAAGCAAAGCCGAUUUGGCCGUUCGCAUAUCUACGGCCCUUAAAGGGCGUGCGCUGUUUGUGGUCAACGGCGAGCCCGACACUGCUCGAGCUAACGGUGCGGAUGGGGUCCAUCUUCCCGAGCGCAUGAUGGACCGUCUCGUGGGUCUACGAGGCCAAGGAGAAUGGCCUCGCAUCGUAGGGUGCUCUGUCCACUCCGUCGCAGCAGCAGUGGAGGCUGCCAGAUUGGGUGCAGACUAUGUUCAGGUAGGGACAAUGUUUGCCACCCAGUCGCACCCAGGCAAGACGCCCGAGGGGGUGGGAAUGCUCAACGACGUUCGACGACAGCUACAAGUUGAAGGGCUCGACGUUGUCUUAGUUCUGGGUGUGGGGGGAAUCGAUGCGUCGAAUUGUGGUGACGUGGUGGCUGCGGGCGGGGACGGCGUUGCGGCCAUUAGAUGCUUGUGCUCGAGCAGCGAUGCGGAGGGGCAGGCUCGACGCAUCGUGCAGGACAUGAGGAACUCAGCAGGUUCUCGGUUUGCUGGAUCGCUGGGCGAUGAGAAGAUACAGUAGCUGUCGCUACCACGAGGGACACCUGAUGGAUGCAACUGUCGUCACACGUGUGCGGCCAGGGGAGGAAGCGCGUGUGAUUGCGAGGGGCACCACAGGUGGAAGGGAGCCUUUUUUUGUUUCUUGCUAUUGACUUUGUCAUGUAUCUGGCCUCUGUCGCUUGUUGUGUCUCCCGCCGGCGCCUCGCAGCAUCUCUUUUACGGUUUGGUAUCUCUCUCUCUCUCUCUCUCGGUUAGCCACCCGCUGUUGUGGUGUCGUCGGCUGCCCCCUAGCGGCGGCUCUCUGCUGGUCCGCCCGCAGCCUGUGUGUGUGUGUCUUCAUCAUGUGUGUGUGUGUGUGU